AUGGAGGUGUCCCCGAUGCAGACGCUGGGCAUGGCGGUGUGCAUGAUCUCCGUUGGGAGCCAAAUCGCCUGGGCCUUUGCCAGCGCACUGAUGGCGCUGCUGAACUCGUGUCUGGGGCCGGAGCUGAUGCUCACCUGGGGCUGGCGUGCCAUUGCCAUGUGGGGACGGAACCGGAUCCAGGAGAGCGAGGUUUUCAUCGACGAGGCGGUGGAGUCCGACACCAAAAGUGUCUGCAGCGUGGGGGAGCUGGUUCGAAAUCAUCCGGGAAGUCUGCUUGUGGGUAUUGGGGCAGUGGCGGCAACAGCCACCAUGUGGUUCUCGCCACCCUUCUGGACCCUGAGCGCUUUGAUGUCUGACCUGGGGGCCGCCGACGCCCUUUGGGUGGGCAACAGCUGCCAGCUGGUGGGCCUGGCAGUGACGCCCCUGGCGGGACUCCUGGCGGACGGGGACUACUUUGGGGUGGCCUGGGUGCAGCUGGUGGGGGCGCUCUACUGCGCGCUCGUCUCCUUCCCCACCUACGUGUGGCUCAGCUUCGACGCCUCCCGCCUGGCGGCUUACCUGGGGGUGGGCAUCAUCUUCGGGGUCGCGCAGGGCUUCAACGGGGCGACAGUGUACCUCUUCUGCGCGGAGCUCUUCCCGCCGAAGUUGCGGUGCCAGGGCAUGGCGCUGAGCUACAACCUGGGAGUCUCCUUCCUGGGAGGCUUCAGCGCGAGCAUCUCGCAGGCGCUGCUGGAGGUGUCCUACCACUACGGGCCGGGCAUCUACUGGUCAGCCUCGGGCGUGGUGGCAUCGUGCACAAUCCUUUUGGCGCUUUUGCUGCAGCGAAAGGGGUGGAUCAAGCUGACCCACCGCCGCAGCGCGCCCUACUUCGGCCGGCGCGGGAGGUCUGUGCAGGACCGCU
Effrenium voratum is the source of this 901-nucleotide messenger RNA. The record is from the annotation of a GenBank genome assembly. Lineage: Eukaryota; Dinophyceae; Suessiales; Symbiodiniaceae.